UGCACAUCACCAAACAAGAAAUAACGAAAAUAAAACAUAAGAUACAGUUUGUUCAAUUUAAACGCUCACGUACAUACAUUAUACGUGUUGUAUAGUGCUAUUUUAUGUGAAAUAGUUAAAAAGGUGUUAACUCUAACUUCAAAACAACAUAUUGACUGUUAUUUAUGAUGUCCAGAUUGGCUGGCAAAGUUUGUAUCGUCACUGGUGCGACCAGGGGCAUUGGAAAGGGGAUCGCGCUCCAGCUUGCUGAGAAAGGGGCCAAGGUCUACAUAACAGGAAGAACAUUAGAUCCCGUUAAGGGCUCAAAAUUUGGCGGGUCCUUGAAGGACACAGCAAGAGAGAUUGAGGCCCGUGGAGGAACGUGUAUCCCCAUACAGUGCGACCAUUCUGAAGACGCCGAGAUAGAACGUUUGUUUGACAUUGUUAAGAGAGAAAACGACAACAGACUGGACGUGUUAGUGAAUAAUGCAUAUUCUGCUGCCAAUACUAUCUUUAAUAGCAUGGGUGUGAAAUUCUGGGACCUUCCCCCAUCGAUGUGGGAUGAAGUGAACAACGUUGGUCUACGAAACCAUUAUGUAUGUUCUGUCUACGCAGCGAAAAUUAUGGUUCAGCAAAAGAGUGGACUAAUUGUGAAUAUAUCUUCAGGAGGUGGCCUGAAAUACGUCUUCAACUGUGCAUAUGGCAUUGGAAAGGAAGCCUGUGAUCGUAUGGCAGCGGACUGCGGAUUCGAGUUGAGAAAAUUCAACGUUGCCUUCAUAAGUCUUUGGCCAGGUUUUGUUGGCACAGAGACGGUCCUAACAAACCUUAGUGAAGCCCUUGAGAAGGAACCAGAUGAUAAGAGAGCGUCAACGGCUUUGGAAAACUUCAGCGAGGGCGAAACUCCAGAGUUCGUUGGUCAGUGUGUGUCUGGUCUUGCUGUUGACCCAGAUAUUAUGAAAAUGAGCGGCAAGAUUGUGUUUACUUGCGACCUUGCGAGAAAGUACGGUCUUCAUGACAUAGAAGGCCAUGUGCCUUCUGACUUUACACAGUUCAAGUUCCUGUUGAAUAUGUCGGGUUACAAAAGACUGGCGGCUUUCGUUCCCGGGUUUCUGCGCUUUCCCAAGUGGAUUCUGUGCAUUGUAGGAAACAAAUUUUACUAAAUAUUUGCCCACACAUUUCAUUGUUUACGAACUCACGGGUUGUGGAUUACUUACUGUAUAGUUGAGUUCAAGUAUUUAGCCUCUUAAAUGUUAUCAUUAUUGUGUUGUUCGCAAGUUCAGAAGCAAAAUGUAUGAAUAAAUAAAUAUACAUAUGUGGGGCGUGUUUACACAUGUACUUUACGUUCAUAAAAUGAAUAAUUACAUUUCGACACGUUAGAGAGCAAGUCAUUUGCAUGGUUAGUUUCACUGAUUUAUUGUACAUGUAUUACAUUAUUAUCAUGUAAUUUAUGAACGUUAAAUGAUUGCAUCAAGAAUCACCCGCAAUUUAAUCUAACCAUUAAACGUUAUUCAACAGUGUCUAUCCAAUGGUUAUUAUUUAGUAUUGCUAGAGUUACAGUAAAACAUUUUGGAAAUUAA
Mya arenaria is the source of this 1556-nucleotide messenger RNA. RefSeq names its product dehydrogenase/reductase SDR family member 1-like. The transcript has a single exon. The record is from RefSeq and is a predicted model, not a curated record. The coding region runs from base 165 to 1139 and encodes 324 amino acids. Lineage: Eukaryota; Metazoa; Mollusca; Bivalvia; Myida; Myidae.